This is a messenger RNA of Solenopsis invicta (red fire ant), 3503 nucleotides long. RefSeq names its product autophagy-related protein 13 (gene Atg13). The coding region runs from base 1278 to 2507 and encodes 409 amino acids. The record is from RefSeq and is a predicted model, not a curated record. Gene Ontology annotation, cellular component: Atg1/ULK1 kinase complex; extrinsic component of membrane; phagophore assembly site. The transcript has 6 exons. NCBI's taxonomy places the organism in Eukaryota, Metazoa, Arthropoda, Insecta, Hymenoptera, Formicidae. Gene Ontology annotation, biological process: autophagosome assembly; mitophagy; piecemeal microautophagy of the nucleus.
GACUACUUAGAAACGUUACAUUGGAUUAAAACUUGAGAAGGCUUGGUAAACGCUCCGAUUUUGAUCUGUUCGCUAUUUGAAUAAUAGCUUGUAAUUUCCGUAAUUUUUUGAUAUAAAUUUAAUAGCUACUAUUCUGUAUAGCAUUAUUAAUAUUUCUGUGCUCUUUGAUUACUCUAGUAUUAUGCAUACCACUAUUAUUACUUUGUAUAUUGCUAUUAUUAUUAUUAUUAUUUCUGUGUUCUUUGAUUUGCCUCGUACCAACAUUACAUUACUUUAUACUUUUUGUUGUAACGAUAAUUCCUCGCGUCUAGGCUUAUCUCGUGUGCUACUAUCACUAUUCUGCAUGCCUUUAAUAUUGCUUCAGCGCUCUUUGAAUUGUGCUUUAUACUUGCUUGCUUUCUAUGUAGCUACUAUUUCGUACACCAUUACUAUUAUUAUUUUUGUGCUCUUUGUUUUGCGCUUUAUACUUUUAUAUUUCAUUACAUUCCUUUAAUUGCGUCUUGCACUUGUACAGUACUCUUAGUGUCUUGAAAGCUCAGGUUUUUAUACAGUAGUUUUGCUGAUACUUCGCUUUUUGAUGUGCCUGUAAUUUUUUUUUUCCAAAUUUGCCAUGCCUCUGCUAUUGUACUUACUUGUACUUCAAUAAAGAUAAUAAUAAUAAUAAUAUAAAUUCUUAUCAAAAUAUUUUGUACUUUCAUGAAAUGCAAAAAAAAACGAUUUUGAAAUGAUAAUAUUCUCUUCUUAAGGCCUGAUUCAUCAGCCGAGAACUCCGUGUUGACGGUAGCGACAUUCCGUCGUGGAUAAAGUUAGAACUAGUAGACGUGAAACGGAUUGAUGAUGAGAUGUUGUCGUGCAUGUCAUUUUGUUAUUAUGUUUUAUUGUGAAAAUAUGACUCGUCUCGUAUUUACCAAAUUCGUAAAAAUGGACCACGAGUAAAGUUUCUUUGAAUUUUAUACAUAAAAGUACAUAUUUUACUCUUUUUAAUAGCUAUCUGUGUUUUCCGGUCUGAAUAGGCCUCACUUUACGUGCUUUUUACAACAAUUUCCUGACUGCUAGGCGAAAAAGGGAUACUUGUGACCGAUAUUUAGAAGUUUAAAGCUAUCUGAUUAGUCUGUUUUAUCCAAAUUGACUUUAUUUAUAAAUGGCACGUUGGACAAAAUAAUGUAUCAUUUUACGCAAUUUCUCGCUUCUGACGUUACGACUUCAAUAUGGCCGUGGCGAAUACUCAGGAGUCUUAAUUGUAGUGGCGUGAUCAUAAUUGCAGCGGUGUAUGUACAAUGUCAGCGCAGUUAAGCAUGCAAGACAAGAAAGAUUUAGAGAAGUUCACCAAAUAUCUUGCACUGAGAGCUGCCCAAAUCAUAGUGCAAUCAAGAUCGGGUCAGAAAGUCAACACCACUUGCAAGCCAGAUUCUUCAGCUGGCGACUGGUUUAAUUUAGCAAUAAAGGAACUACCGGAGGUCUCAGCCGACGCUAAGAGAGCAUUAUGCGGAGAGAUAGUAAGUUCGGCUGUACCUCUGUGCAUAGAAAUUUCUCUGAAAACAGUAGAGGGUGACAAGAUGGUUUUGGAGACUUGGAGUCUCGGUGUUUUGCCAGAACAAAGCGAUCCAGCUGUACGAGUAACAUACACCGUGUAUAACAGAAUGGGGAUUUUAUUGAAAUCCUUGAUUUCUGUAUCAAGAGUUACGCCCGCUUACAAAUUGAGCAGACGACAAGGACCUGAUUCUUAUACCAUGUGCUAUCGAAUGUACAUGGGAGAGCCUCAACUACACAAUUUAGGUGAUAACUACAAACAUGUAAGAGUAGGCCAAUUGUGCACUCCAGUGGGCACUAUACUUCUGUCACUCUCUUACAGAACAAAAAUGACUAUAUCACCUACUCACAAGGGACGAGAUUCUAUUAUGCUUAAGAGUGAUCAUUUUCAUUCAGACUUGAGUCCACGUCAUGCGCGAUAUCAGCAAAGCGAGGAAACGUCAAAAUCACUAAGCGACACCAUUAAAGUUGGUGCAUUUGUAAUAAACAAGCCUGUCAUUGUCAAUGAAGAGGACCUUGUGAUACCUGAUGUGCCGUUUAGUUCGUUAUUAACACCCAAACAAAUAUCACCUCCUCCAAUAUCACUAAUGGAACCUAAUACAAAGACUGCAAUGGCAGCUGUCACUGCUACUGAUAGCAACAAUGGAAAUAAUGAAAGACUUAAUAAUGAUAAUACGACUUCAAAAUGUGCAUCUCAAAAUGGAUCUAGAAGAAGUAGUUGUUCAAUGACUAGUGCCAACGAUGAUUUUAUUAUGGUAGAUUUGAAAACUCCUUUCGCUGUUACGAAUACUAAUAGUGAUGUAGGAGCGUUUUAUCGAGAAUGUCAGAGUGCUCCGCAAUUGCAAGCUUUCACGGAGGAAAGGACGCUCGCGGAACAAUUGGGAGAUCUCACUAAACAAUUGGAAACAUUUGAGACAAAUAUGCAACACUACGAGGAUAUUCUGUCAUCUUUGUGUCAAACGGAAAACAAUAAUUAAAGCUGGAAUGUUGCUUACUAAUAACGAAUUUAAAUAGAGACACGAUUGUAUACAGCUUUUGUAUACGUAUAAGUCGUAUUGAAAUGGAUAUCAAGUGAACGAAUAACAAAUAUGAAUAUUUCAAAUUAUAUACUGGUUUCUUUUCACGUGUGCAAUGAAAAAUUAAUUUUAAAUAAAUUUGAUAUUUUUUUGUAGGUAACGCAAAUAAGACAAAAAUAUUUGACAAUUGCUAUAAAUUCAUGUUUUUUAAUUAUAAUCUUGCUAUUUUGUUUGAAAAAUAAAAAAAUAAUGGUGAAAAUUUUUGAUAACGGAAUAAUUGUUUUAAUGUUACUGUAUAUAAAUUUAAACAGUGAUACGUAGCGAAUACGUAUUUUCAUAUGUCCACGCGGUAAACUUUUUUUAAUACAUCACUUAAGAUUGAUCCAUACUAGAGUAAAUAAUUCGAAUUCUAAUCGAAUCACAGUUCGAUUCAAUUCGACUUCGAGUCUGAGAAUUUGAAUCAUCAAUGAUUCGAUUUGAAAUUACCGGCUAUUUUUAUUGUAUUAUUUAUAUCAAUUUUGUAUCGACAUAUCAAUUUUUGAGCAUGUUCGUUUAUCGAUCCUUUUUUAUUUCUAAAUCUUAUAAACUUCUCAAAAAUUUGUGUACGAUAAAUAAUCUUCUUUGUUAAUUUCAACAUUUUAUGUUUUUAUUAUAAUUUUAUAAAAUUUGAAAUAUAAAAUUUAAAAAAUUGCUUAUUACUUUUUGCUCAGAAUGUACAACAUACUACCACUUCAUUAGUAACAUUGUGAUUUGUACGAUAUUUAAUGCUCAUUUGCCAGUAUAAUAUUCCGUUUCACACAUUGAGUGUAUAUAUCGCAUUCAAUGUGCUGCGCGCAGAUACCGUUUCAUUUAGUUAAUGCGCGUAAUGCGCGCUUGGAAAUAAAAUGGCGUUCAAUGCGGUACAAAAAUGCCUACUAUGAAUGACGAGAAAAUAAUAGCUUUAUUAUUAUCAAUAAA